Messenger RNA from Vitrella brassicaformis, 2721 nucleotides. The record is from the annotation of a GenBank genome assembly. NCBI's taxonomy places the organism in Eukaryota, Vitrellaceae.
GUGCGGUUCGGUGCGUGCACCGAAUUUCGGCUUUGUGCUCAUCACACACGACAGUUGACGGUCAAACACGCAGCCACGCGAAAAAAUGUCUCACAGUCGACGUCACACACGUACACAUGUCCGUCCGCAUAAACAACCACAACCAGGUCUGUAGGUAGGUCCUCGUCCAUCGUCCAUCCAUCCACCACUACCAGUCCCCGGCGUAGCCCUGUGUGUUUCCGUAUCUGCUGCCUGACGUGAGGUAAUCCUUGCCGGUGCCCCCCAGCUGUUUGUUCUUCUGGCUCUCGAGCUUGGGGCACUGUGCGAUUCGGUGGCCCAGCCCGCCGCAGUAGGCGCAGCCCCGCACCCCGCCCACCUCCUGCAUGUUGAAGCCACGGCUGUCCAACGCCUCGAGGAAGGGCGGGAUCUUCUGGUUGGCCUCCAGCAAGAGCGCCUUCAAGUCAAGCAGGAUGGUCUCGUCCUGGUUCUUGUUGAUGAAGGUCGUCGCCACGCCCGUCCGGCCACAGCGGCCUGUGCGGCCUAUCCGGUGGACGUAGUUCUCGAUCUCCUUGGGCAUGUCGAAGUUGAUGACGUGCUGGAUGGCCGGGAAAUCCAACCCCUUGCUGGCCACGUCAGUGCCCACCAACACGUCCUUGCGGCCCUCCCUGUACCACACAACAAGACAACACACGAAGCGAUUGAUUGGCCGUCUCUCGUGUGUGUGCGUUGAUGUGUGUACCUACCUGAAGGCCUUGAUGGCCUCGUAUCUGUCGUCCUGUCCGAGUCCGCCGUGUAUGGCGACGGCCUCGACCUCCUUGAGCAGCAGGUACUCGUGGACGUCGUCGACGUCCUUUUUGUUCUCGCAGAAGAUCAGCACCGGAGGGGGGGUCUUCUGCAGGCACUGCAGCAAGUACGGCAGCUUGGCCUCCUGCUUGACGUACUCCACCUCCUGGAUCACAUCCAAAUUCGCCGCACCAGCACUGCAACACACACACACACGAACAAAGGGCCGAUGAUGGGAGAGCUCAAGGAGGGACAUUCGAUGGCUUUCUGUGUGCUGUGUUGGGGGUGUGUGUGUGUCCUCGUACCGUCCGACAUUGACAACGACGGGCAGCACGAGUGCCUGUUUGGCAAACUCCUGAAUCUUCUUGGGCAUGGUGGCGGAGAAGAGGAGCGUCUGCCGCUGGUGCUGGAAGUGGUCCAACACACCACGAAUCUCUUCCUCGAAGCCCAAGUCAAUCAAACUGCACACACACACACACAGCAACACACAACACACGGCACGGACCGUCACAUUGCCCAUAGUAUCAUGUCUGUCUGUGCCUUCGUACCGAUCAGCUUCGUCUAGUGUGAGGUAGUGGCACUGCACGAGCGACAUGCGCUUCUUGUUGAGCAUGUCCGUCAACCGGCCGGGAGUGGCCACCACCAGGUGCACACCGUCUCGGAUCGUCUGGGCCUGACCGGCGGGCAGCACAGCACAGCCGCACAGAGUCAGUCAAUGUGAGCAUGUGCAUGGGGUCACUCGCGUCAAUGUGUGUGGUCACCGUACCUGUGUGUUGACGCUGAUGCCGCCGAUGCAGCAGACGCUCUUGAGUCUAGGGAAUCCCCCGUCCUCGAGGGCCUUGCAGUAGUACUCGAGCACCGCAUGUGUCUGCUGCGCCAGCUCGCGAGACGGACACACCACCAGCCCGUAAGGACCCUCGCCCUGUCAGCCGAAAAAUGCCCAGGAAACCGGCAAUCAGAUCAGCAUAUAUCGUCCCUUGCUCGUCUGCUCGCCUCACCUACCUUCUGGAAGGGGAUUCUGCACUCGUGUUCGAGAGCAAACAUGAUCAUGGGGAGGGCGAAGACGAGCGUCUUGCCGCUGCCUGUGAAUGCGAUGCCGAUGAGGUCCCUGCCCUCGAGCACAGCGGGGAUGCCCUGCAUCUGGAUCUGAGUCGGCCGGUUGAUGCCCUUGCCCUUCAGCGCCUCCAGCAGGGGCGUGGGGAACCGCAUGUCAGCGAAGUUCUUGAUUGGAGGGGGCACGUCCUCACCCUGAAUGUCGAUGAAGUACUUCUCGCGGAGCGCGUCAGCGUCCUUGACGGGCAUCUUGCGGUACUUCCAUGGCGGCCGCCAGCACGUCGUCAGCCGCUCCGUGUACACGAUGCCUUUGGCACGCUCCUUGACCGACAACAGAGGCGCGUUCAUCGACAGCUGCACCUGCUCCAACACACGCUUCUCCUCCGCUUGCAACUCCUGCAGCCAGCACCAUACACACAGAGACGGAGAGGUACACACACACACUGUGUGUGUGUCGGGGGGAUGUGUGUCUGUGACUCGCCUACCUCGAGCUCCUGCUGCUCCUUGUCCUUCUCGGUCUUUUUGGCCUCCGCCCUAAUCUUGUGAGAGGUCGCCAGCAGGGACUUCUUGUGCUCCUCUGUCUUGGGCGGCGGCUUCUUGUAGACGGGCGCGUCUUGCCCCUUGAGCGACUCCAUCCUUUUGCUCUCCUUGGCCUUGAGCAUCUGCUCCAUCUGCAGCUUCCGCAGCUUCACAGGCAUGUACUCGGGCUGGUCGUCGUCCUCAUCGGUGGCGGCGGGAGCAUCAGCUGCCGCCCUCUCGCCCUCCACGUGAUCCUCGUGCUUCCGCUUCGACGACAUCUUCGCCAAACGUCGCUACCGCUUGCACGCGAAUUGGCAACGCAACGUAGGCUGCCUAGCUGAGAAUAAGCACGGGGAAAAGGAAACUCCCUCCUUCUGACAAUUCAAG